This is a messenger RNA of Naegleria fowleri, 2496 nucleotides long. RefSeq lists its product as uncharacterized. Gene Ontology annotation, biological process: carbohydrate metabolic process. Lineage: Eukaryota; Heterolobosea; Eutetramitea; Acrasida; Naegleriidae. Bases 1 to 2496 code for a protein of 831 amino acids. The record is from RefSeq and is a predicted model, not a curated record. The transcript is spliced from 3 exons. Gene Ontology annotation, molecular function: carbohydrate binding; hydrolase activity, hydrolyzing O-glycosyl compounds.
AUGGGUUUCGGUGCUUGGUUUAUGAACAAGGCUUACACCUUUGGUAAUGCCUUCUAUGAUUUGGUCAUGACACGACAAUCGGAUCGUGUUGUGCACAAGUAUGAAAAGAUGAAUAAGAAUUUGCCUCCAUAUGUAGCCAUGAAAACAAGUGUUACUUCUCAUUCCGUUGAUGAAAAAGAAAACAAAAUUAUCAUCAAUUUAGAGAAUAACUUCCGUGUAGUUCUUCAAUGUAUCGAUGGCAAUGUAUGGAAGUUGUCGUUCAUUCCUCCAGAAACGGUUGAAUUCCCAUCUUUGAUUGUGAAUAUUGAUGGAAAAGUGAACCAUGUUGCUGUAGUACUUGAUGAAGAAAACGAAGAUUUUGUUUCUUUUAAACCAGCUACCUCAGAGUCAACCAAAGUCAAAAUUAUCAAAAAAGAUUUUUCUAUCGAUAUCCUAUCCAAAUUUAAUGAAAAUACUUUUGUUCCAUCAUUCGGAGGCAUCAAGUUCGCAACAAGACCAAAUCAUCAACAGCCAACCAAUGUAUCAUUUGGAUAUAGCCAAUGUGACGAGGUUAAAUGCCUUUCAAACGAAUGGUUUGGGCUUGGUGAAAAAUCUAAUAGUGUCAAAAAGAAUGGAAGAAAGUACUUGUUCUGGAAUUUUGAUUCAUUUGGCUAUGUCAGCGAUUCUGACCCUCUUUAUCAAAGCAUACCUUUUGGAAUUAUUUCUUCUAAAUUUGAAAUCGCUCCUGGAAAGACUGAAAGAAGAUUUAAUGGUAUUUAUAUUGACAAUUAUGGAUUGCAACAAUGGGAUCUUACCACUGAUGAAAGAUUUUCGGCCAACAUGGAGAGUUUACCUUGUAACAUUUAUUUCAUGGCAAAUAGUGCUAAAAAUGCUUUUGAAAUUUCAAAAUGUUAUGAAAUGUUGACUGGUACGAACCCAAUGGUACCUUUGUGGGUGUUGGGAUAUCAUCAAUGUAGAUGGUCCUAUUAUCCAGAUACACAGGUUAAGCAAAUCUCUCAAGAAUUUCGUGAUCGUGACAUUCCUUGUGAUGUUAUUUAUCUCGAUAUUGAUUAUAUGGAAGGAUAUAGAGACUUUACAUGGAGUAAGACGGAUUUUCCAAAUCCUAGAGAAUUAUUGAAGUGGCUCCACGAUAGAAAAUUUAAAGUUGUUGUCAUUCUUGACCCUGGCGUUAAGGUCGAUCCAAAUUACGACGUUUACACAUCAGGUGUUAAGGGAAACUACUUCCUUGCUCAUCCUAAUGGAAAACUCUACGAAGGUGUUGUUUGGCCUGGAGCCACACACAUGCCUUGUUUCACUUCUGCUCCAGUUAGAAAAUGGUGGGGUGAUUGGUAUAAGGGCUUAAUUGAAGAUGGAGUUGACGGUUUUUGGAAUGAUAUGAACAGCCCAGAUGUUAAGGUGACUCCAAUCGAAGCAGGAACUAUGGAUGAUGAUCUCAUUCAUGUUAUGGACGAGCCUUAUCCAAGUCCUCAGUUCCACAAGGAUGUUCACAAUAUUUAUGGUAGUGCUAUGGCUGUUGCCAGCAGAGAAGGUAUUGAGAAAUUCCAAAGACCUCUCAACAAACGUUCAUUCUUAUUUGCUCGUGCUUGUUUUGCUGGAAUUCAAAGAGUGGCUGGUACAUGGAGUGGUGACAAUCAAUCCACAUGGGAACAUUUAGCUAUAUCUUUGAGAUUAUUGAUGGGACAAAGCAUUUGUGGCCAAUUGAUGGUUGGAGCUGAUAUUGGCGGUUUUAGAUGGAACUGUACUCCUGAGCUUUAUGCUCGUUGGAUUGCAUUUGGCUCAGUAUUUUAUCCAUACUGCCGUACUCACACUGAUAAAUUCACAAUUCAACAAGAACCAUGGUCAUUUGGACAAGAGGUUGAACAAAUUUCAAAGAAGUUUAUUCGAUUGAGAUAUCAAUUAAUGCCAUACCUUUACACAUUGGCUGCUUUAUCAAGCAAGAGAUCCAUUCCAAUGAUUAGACCUCUCUUUUAUGAUUUCCCUAACGAUGAGGAAGUUUAUAAUGUAGAACAUUUAGAUACUCAAGGAAUGCUUGGCUCAUGCCUUUUGGUUGCUCCAAUUCUCAAAGAAAAACAAAAUUCAAGAACAGUUUAUUUGCCAAAACUUGAAGAAGGCAAAUGGUAUGACUUCUUUAAUCCAGAACAAUCCUAUGAAGGAGGACAAGUCAUCACUGUUCAAGCACCAAUCGAUCAUUUACCAUUAUUUGCACGUGGUGGCUCAAUCAUUCCAAUGAGAGAGAAGUCAACUACAGCUGUGUAUGACUUGCAUCUUGAAAAGAUGAUCUUUAAAUCGUUUGGAUCAAAAGUAUCUUCUCUUACUAAUUAUCUUUACCUCGACGAUGGUGCUACUUUGGACUAUGAGAAGGGUAAUUAUGGACUCUAUGAAAUUGAGAACUCUGAUGGACAGUUGAAGUUAUUGGAAGGAAAUGGUUAUCCAAGCCAAUUACAGAUUGGAAAAGACUUUGAAACCAUUGAGGAAUUCAACGCCAAAUUCUAUUGA